AUGCAACCGCUGGGUCAGGACGAAGCACCCUUCAAAACCUCCCUCAACAUCUUCAAAGAAAACUACUUUGCGGGACUGGGCGUCCCCAUGGACGGAACGAGGGGGCCUCGAUUCUUUGAAUCCCUUGGAGGGGUCCCACGCUCAUUCGUCUUCAUUGGGAAAAGCCAGUGGACCAUCCAGGUGUCAAAGAACGGCACCAUGCGAGACUUUUGUUUCGCCACGAACUUUGACCCCCGUGAAGAGCUGCCCAUCUGCCUUGUCCCAGACCUUGUCGCGCUGGGCAAGUGGGAAGUGAAUGAGAAGAUCGUGUCAAUUGCGAAGGGGUGCAAACGGGGAGCAGCCCUCAAACCUGAGAACAUCCACCUGCUCGAAGACUGUCGAUAUUUUGGAGAACGGCGGCCCGACUUGAACGAACCCGACGCCUAUCGCCCUCGCGUCCUCAGUCAGAACCUGCUCGACAAAGAGCACAAGAACGACACGGAACCAGGAGUGACCACCGAGAGACCUGUGAUAGUCGAGCCGCCCUUCAGGGACGUGUACAACAAGACGUGUCCGGCGGAUGGGAUCACUGAGCUCAUCCAACUCCUCUCCAUCCGUCUCAACCACGACUUCACGGCAGAGACGCAACUGCUCUGGCCGACGGUGCCGGAACACAUUUGGAGGACGGAAAUGCUCGACCUGGUUUAUGACAUCGCCAUGACCGUCGUGCCCGCCAACAUUGUCCCGCCACUCUACCUCAUGAUGAUGCGGGAAUUUAUGGUCCACCAUUUGUCCAACGCGUGGAAGACGAAGGGGGGUCAACCGCUCGACAUUCCGGAAUAUUUUAUCGGCAUCGUGACCUCCGACUUGGACAAAUGUGCCCAACUCUUGGACGACUCAGCUGACGUGUUUCUCGAGCAAAACUUGGAAUACUGGAUUCAACCUGGACCUAAAUCCAUGUUUGAAGCAUUUAUCCGUUGGCGCGGUGUGGACAUUGUGGUCGACACAACUUGGGUCCUAAGUAAUCUCGUGCUUGGCGUUUGUCACCAUUUGUUCAAUUAUUCGACCAACUUUUGGGCAAACUUCGUCCAUGUUUUCAACGACCUCUACCUAAAACCAGUGAUCAACGAUUGGACGUCGAGUGGGGUUGAGGACCAGUUCAUUCUCGGAGGUUUCGACUACGACUCCCAGUACGAACGCCUCGCCGCCUUUGCCACGAAUGCACUCCAACUGACUCCAAACUUCCAGCCCUUUGAUCGACCCCUGCCUCCAAGAGAAAAGAAGGAGACACGGAGACGUCGCAAGGCGUAACCCCUCCGCCACCAACCCUUCAUCAACUACAUAACCUUCCAUAUUCAGCUUGUGGAUGCAGCAUUUACAUGUAUUCAUUCAAAUCCAAUGACGAAUAAAACUCUCAAAGUU
This is a messenger RNA of Folsomia candida, 1401 nucleotides long. RefSeq lists its product as uncharacterized. The transcript is spliced from 5 exons. The coding region runs from base 1 to 1290 and encodes 429 amino acids. The record is from RefSeq and is a predicted model, not a curated record. Lineage: Eukaryota; Metazoa; Arthropoda; Collembola; Entomobryomorpha; Isotomidae.